CGACCAGUUGGUCAGCAACAACAGCGCAUUUGCAAUUCGUUACGGCCGAGGCAAAGUUAACAACCGUAAAGCGUAAAGAGGAGACAGCAAAGAAACAGCCGUCAAGCGGCCAGCGGAAGCUUUACAUCCGGAUAGUAGACGUCGUCGCAACAGCGCGUCGGCCGACUGCUUGUACAUACAAUAUCUGUUGAUCAUUCGCUUUGCGUUGCGCCUUCGCCUUCGCCGCAGCCAAAAGGCACGUAAACUGGUUGCGUCGUCGUCGUCGUCUGCGCCGUUGCCCGUACGCCGUUUGUCGUGGUCGGUGUGGCGUGCCCGUAGUUUUUCUUUUCUUUAUACAUUUUUGUUGUCUGUUUUGUGUGUUUGGCUGCGCUCUUUUAGUCUUGGUGUAGCGCUUGAGCCGCGCGAGUCGGACCUUCACACGGAUCAAGCAAGCAUCAGCCAUGGAGCGGGCUUACAGCAAUGCGUCAUCGGCUUCCACUUCGCCACCCUCCGUUGGCGCCUUUGGGUUCACGAACACUGCCAAACUGCCCAUCGAAACAGUGAAGCGGCUCAUUGCCGCCGUCUCUCGCCGUCCCAUCCUCUGGAUGCGCACCAACGCGAAUGGCCAAAAGCGCAGCGAUAUUACGCCCAUUUGGUUCGACGUCGGAAAGGACGUCAAUUUGCCAGCCGACGUAUGCCGUGUGAAGUGGGGACACCUGCGCGAUAAUUUCCGUAAGGUGUACAUACGUAACAACCUGUCGAAUGAGUCGCCAUCAUCGUGGCGCUUCUACAACGAUAUGCGCUUCAUGGAGCAUGCCGUGCAUGAGAAUAUCAUGAGGCAGGCGCGAACGCGGGGAUCCAGUUCCAGUUCCAAGAAGCAUCCGCCCAUACACUGGACGGAGAACAAUAAUCACAUCAUGGACGACAGUAGUCGCAAUAAAUAUGAUGAGCCCAUUGUGGCCACCGAGCCAAUAUGUGAGCUGAGCGAUAGCUACGAUUCGGAGUUGCAUCAGCCGAGCUUCUCAGACAUCAGUUCCUUCUUCGAGGAGGAGCAGCAUCAGCAGCGGGACUGCAAACGUGUGAAACUGGAGGAUGUGCAGAGCAGCAAGGGCGAGGAGCUCAAUGAUGAUGAUUUCGACGAGGAUGCAGCAUCAGAGACCGAGGAGGAACAGCGACCCGAUCCCAGCGUCUUCACCAUCGAAGUGCUCGACGACGAGGAUGAGGACAUGCAGCGAUCCAAGGAGAAGCCAACUAUCGUCAAGACCGAGGAGGAGCAAAAGCCAGCAACACUACAGGAUUUGCCCUUCAAAUAUAUCAGCAUGGAUGCUGCGACCAAUACAGAACCCAAUGGACAGGACAUCCAGGACGAUGCGGAUCGCAUGUUCCUACUUAGCCUGAUGCCCUUCCUGCAGAGAUUGGAUGAGCGGCGGAAGCUGCGGGUGCGACAGAAGCUGCAAAAUGUUUUAAUUGAAGAACUUGAGUUUGGCUGAUUGUGUUAGCCUUACGCUAUGCGAGGGUAGUUUGAGAAGUUCAAUAGUAUUAGUGAUAAAGUUAUUUAUAUUGUAGACUUUAUAUGCAUAAGUGUAUUCAUAUAUUAUAUUGAAUAUAUAUGAUGAUAUCUCAGAAAUUUUGAAGCUACCCUCGCAUAGAAGUGCAUAAUACACUAUUUUAAACAUUUUAAGCUUAGCUUACAGUAUUAAAUUAUGCGACUGAAACACCCAUUACAUAGAAUGUAAACCGGAAGACCAAUCUAAUAAACGACUACAGUAAACACGCAAGCA
Messenger RNA from Drosophila navojoa, 1760 nucleotides. RefSeq names its product Corepressor of Pangolin (gene Coop). Gene Ontology annotation, cellular component: transcription regulator complex; nucleus. Gene Ontology annotation, molecular function: DNA binding. NCBI's taxonomy places the organism in Eukaryota, Metazoa, Arthropoda, Insecta, Diptera, Drosophilidae. The record is from RefSeq and is a predicted model, not a curated record. Gene Ontology annotation, biological process: regulation of transcription by RNA polymerase II.